Molecule: messenger RNA, 885 nt
Organism: Plasmodium yoelii
Lineage: Eukaryota; Apicomplexa; Aconoidasida; Haemosporida; Plasmodiidae
Exons: 3
Coding region: 1-885 (294 amino acids)
Source: RefSeq, a predicted model, not a curated record
AUGAAAGAUGAUAUAUGUGGAAAUUUUGAUUAUUUGAGGAAGCAUUUAUCCGAUGAAUUAAAUGUAAACGCAGAAUUUGGCUUAGAACAAAUUAGUGAUUACAGUAAUUACUGCCCUAAUGGAGACUGUAACACUGAGCUCGAAAAAAUUACGAUUGGAUUUUUAUGGUUACUUGGAAAAUAUUUUACUGAAUACCCAAAUAAAGGUAAUACUAUAAAUAGUGCUAAACCAUUUUUUCUAUAUAUUAUUUUAUGGUUAAGUUACAAAUUAAAUCAAAAUUCAGACAAAAAACCCACCAACAUAUACGAUUUUUAUACUGAAAAUGUAAUUGGUAAUAAUAAAUAUAGUAAAUUUAUAGAAGAUUCAAACAAAUUUACAAAUAUUAAGGGAUUCAUAGACAAACAAAAAGAUUUUAUGAAUAUUAAUAUUAAAGAUUUGUCUAAACUUUAUGAUGCAUUUAAACUAUUAUGUAGUAUGCAUGAUAAUGGUGCAAUGAGUAAAGAUAGCAACAUACUGUUAAAUAGUGCGAAUGAAUUUGUUAGCAAAUAUCAAGAACUUUGUGAAGAUUCUAAUAAUACUGAUGGUAGUUCGUAUAAACAAAUAUUGUCUGCUUUAUCAACUGAUUAUAACAAUUUAAAAAAUAAACAUAGCAGUAAUACACCUCUUCCAGACAUAACAGCAGACAUGUCUGCAUACAUUUCUAGAGUUACAUCAUCAAGUUCGUCGACAGGAAACAAAUUAUUUACAAUUUUAUCGAUAUUUGGUGCAAUAGCAUUUUUUUUAGGAAUUUCUUAUAAGUAUUCGUUAUUUGGAUUUCGGAAACGAUUUCAAAAACAAAAAUUAAGAGAAAAACUAAAAAAUGUAAAGAAGAGAAUGAAUCAUUAA